CCUUCUGCCGAUGUCUCACAGUCUGGCUGCUGGUCGCUUAUUAGUGUCCCACUGACCCUCUGGUCUGGUCUUCUGUCUUUCCCUCCGAUUCCCCACCCCCGCUGGGCGAUGGAUCACCCCCUUUGAUGCGCUGGCAGCUAUGAAGCAGGCAAUUGAGCAGGCAGGGUCCAUAUUCACUGGCUGGAUAUCAUCCUGUUUGUUCUGCCUGGGUCCGAGGGAUGAUGAGAGCUUUCGGCAUCAGCAGGCUAUGAAGCAGCGAGGCGCCGAACGAGAGAUGAGAAUAUGCCACACGCAGCCUCACCUCGUUCCCCCAAUGAAGCUCGUCGUGUACGAUGAUUUGCCCAGCCCCAGCCCUCCCCCUCCCCCUCCAGCGCGGGCAUCGACCCUAUCGUCGUGGGUGGUCGAGGGUCGAACCCGAGCAUCGCGGGCCAGCAUGUCGCUGAAGAGGAAAUCCACUGCCCCUGUGCGCAUCAGCGCCCCGUCCGACUUCCGUCACGUCUCGAUGUUCUCUCCCACCACCACCACGACAAUCACGACGGAGGUUGGUCCCAAGGGUUUUCGUCCGCUGGAGCUGGGCUUCAAUUCCCCCACCAACCGACUGCCCGAGCUCCCCCGGUUCGAGGACUAUCAACUCGAGGGCGAGCGCGCGCAGAUCACACCACCCCCGCGAGCCCUAUCCACGACAGAGACAGGCCGCGUGCGCUCUCACCGGCCGUCAUCCUCCUUCCAGCUUCUUCGCAAACCGGUUGGUUCGGGAUCCCGCAGGUCGUCGCUGGGAACUAUAGAGCAGCUGCUGGAGAGACAGUCCCAGUCCCAGUCCCAGUCCCGGACUAGUCCCUUGAUCCCGCAUUUCUCCACCCGCAGCUCGGUCCUGUCGGCCCUGUCGUCGCCCGCAUCUCCAAAGCCAGACCUAGCCCUGGCUGGUAUCUUCAAGUCUCAUCCCCACGUCGGCGCCAACAACCCUACUCCAGCGACAGCUAUCCCCCCUCCCCCUCGCACCCCAACCAGACCCACAGCCACCAACAACAACCUGGACCUGAACCUGCAAGACAGGCCCUUACCGUCCAUCCCACCAGACGACAGUUCCUGUCCCAGUCCCAGUCCCAGUCCAUCACACCCGCCCACGACCCCCUCCGACUCGCGCCCCCCGACCACUCCCUCCGAUAGCAACAACAACAACAACAACAACCACACCCACAACCCAAAUCGCACCCCCACUCGUUCCGGCCGCGUAACGCAGUGGCUGUUCCAAACUAGCAGUCCCAACAACAUCAGCAAGACAACCGGGCCCCACCCCCAAUCCCCAACUCCAUUCCGCCUCCGCUCCCGCACCCUAAGCGGCUCCACCCUCGUCUCAUCCAUCACCAACCUCACUGGACAUCACCACCACCACCAUAGCCAUAAUCAGCAAUAUAGUCAUAGUCACAGUCACCCCAGCAAACCCACCCCCUCCCUCACCAGCGCAACCACCAUGCGGGCAGAUACCACCCGUGACAAGGACAGGAAUGGGGACAAAGAGGGGGGGAGGGAUAUGGAGGGAGACUUCGACCUCCCCCUCGACAGUCCAUUCCUCCCCAAGCAGAAGCAGACCUUCGCGUCCGUCACCGAGGAGUCUAGCCCUGGCAUCUACCAGUAUCCGUACCAGUAUCCGGUCCCGACGAUCUAUGAGGGCGAGGGUCAGAUUCCUCCUCCUUCUUCUUCUCCUUCUCCCCGUGACCAGGACGAGUUUCAUACUGAGUAUUAUGAGAAUUAUCGGCUUUCGGCGGUGGGGGUGGCUUUUUGAUUGGUUGUUUUGUUGAUAUACACCCAUGUGCGCAGACAAAUAUAGAAAGAAAGAAACAU
Messenger RNA from Aspergillus heteromorphus CBS 117.55, 1842 nucleotides. RefSeq lists its product as uncharacterized. The coding region runs from base 140 to 1783 and encodes 547 amino acids. The transcript has 2 exons. The record is from RefSeq and is a predicted model, not a curated record. Lineage: Eukaryota; Fungi; Ascomycota; Eurotiomycetes; Eurotiales; Aspergillaceae.